AUGUCUCGGCUCGUCACUCGGCACAAGUUUGUUGUUCGCGGGCUUCUUUCUCUGCAGAUUACUACAGCGCGCUUGAAGGAUUAUAUUGUUCAACUCCAAUUGUCUGAAAUAUUGUUGUUAUUUUUAUUUGUUAUCUAUCUAUCUAUCUAUCUAUCACAAUAUAUUUUUAUAUAUCUAUCAAUAUAUUCUUAUCUCUCUAUCUAUCUAUCUAUCUAUCUAUCUAUCUAUCUAUCUAUCUAUCUAUCUAUUUGUCUUACAUACUUACGUAUCUAUCACUCUACCUACCUACCUACCUAUCUAUCUAUCUAUCUAUCUAUCUAUCUAUCUAUCUCUCUAUAUAUAUAUGCCUGUCAAAUUGUCGGUUUAUCUGCCUGUCGGUCGGUCUAUCACAGUAUAUUUUUAUGUAUGUACAUAUGUAUGUAUCUAUCUAUCACAGUAUAUUCUUAUGUGUCUAUCAACCUACCUACCUACCUACCUACUUAUCUAUCUAUCUAUCUAUCUAUCUAUCUAUCUAUCUAUCUAUCUAUCUACUUAUCUAUCUACUAUCUAUCUAUCUAUCUAUCUAUCUAUCUAUCUAUCUAUCUAUCUAUCUAUCUGUAA
Molecule: messenger RNA, 600 nt
Organism: Acanthosepion pharaonis
Lineage: Eukaryota; Metazoa; Mollusca; Cephalopoda; Sepiida; Sepiidae
Source: the annotation of a GenBank genome assembly